UUUCCAUCUUUGGACCACUCAUUAUGAACCUUGUAUUCUUCAAGAUCACUACACCCUUUUAAAUUUCUACUCCAAAGUUUCAAUCUUUAAUCACUUUUAAGUCAUGGUGGACACUAAAGAGAUCAACACUAAUGAAUCUAAGAGGGUGGUUCCACUUAAUACAUGGAUACUUAUAUCGAAUUUCAAGUUAGCUUACAACAUGCUACGACGAUCUGAUGGAACAUUUAACCGUGAUUUAGCUGAGUUUUUAGAAAGAAAAGUUGGUGCUAACUCGAUUCCAGUUGAUGGUGUUUAUUCAUUUGAUGUUGUUGAUCGGUGUACCAGCUUACUUAACCGUGUUUACAAACCUGCCCCGAAAAAUGAGUGUGAUUGGGGUAAAAUUGAUCUUGAUACACCUCUCAGUACUAGUGAGAUUGUCCCUGUCAUUAUCUUCUUCCACGGUGGAAGCUUUACUCAUUCAUCAGCUAACAGUGCUAUUUACGACACAUUCUGUCGUCGUCUUGUUAGUAUAUGUAAGGCUGUUGUUGUAUCUGUGAAUUAUCGAAGAUCUCCUGAGAAUCGAUAUCCUUGUGCUUAUGAUGAUGGAUGGGCUGCUCUUCAAUGGGUAAAAUCUAGAGCAUGGCUUCAAAGUGGAGAGGAUUUGAAAGUUCAUGUGUACAUGAGUGGUGAUAGUUCUGGUGGUAACAUAGCUCAUCAUGUUGCUGUUCAGGCUGCUGAAUCAGGCGUCGAGGUUUUAGGAAAUAUUCUUUUGCAUCCCAUGUUUGGUGGACAAAAUCGAACUGAGUCAGAGAGUAGAUUGGAUGGUAAAUACUUUGUGACAGUUCAAGAUAGGGAUUGGUAUUGGAGAGCUUAUUUGCCAGUAGGUGAAGAUAGAGAUCAUCCAGCUUGUAAUAUAUUUGGCCCCAGAGGUAAAACACUCCAAGGACUUAAAUUUCCAAAGAGUUUAGUUGUUGUAGCAGGGUUAGAUCUUGUUCAAGAUUGGCAACUCAAUUACGUUGAAGGGUUAAAGAAAUCAGGGCAUGAGGUGAAUCUGUUGUAUCUAAAGCAAGCAACCAUAGGUUUCUAUUUCUUGCCUAAUAACGAUCAUUUUCGAUGCUUAAUGGAGGAGAUAACAAGUUUCAUACAUCCUAACCAUUCCUAGACUAAUAUAUAACACAAGCUUGACUCUAGUGAAUAUAAAUGGUGUGUAUUAGUUACUGUAUGAUUUGUGUAAGCAUUGCUUCUCACUGUUACUUGUCAUCAACAUAAGUAAGUACAUUGUUGAUAAGAGUGUUCACCUUGAUGGUGGUUGUCAUUUGAAGACGAUUAAGAAAGGCGUUAGCUGACCGAGUCUUGGCCUGAGAAAUGUAACUUGUUGAAUUAGUACAAGAGUCAUUUUCUGGUGGUGUCUCAGUUGUUACUAAACAUGGAUUGCAAAAUUCAUGAUGUUGUGAUCUUACUUUGUAUGUUAUAGUUGUGAUUUUAGAAAAUAUAUACAAGUUUUUGUUUGUUAAUUUUGUCCUAA
Molecule: messenger RNA, 1504 nt
Organism: Solanum lycopersicum (tomato)
Lineage: Eukaryota; Viridiplantae; Streptophyta; Magnoliopsida; Solanales; Solanaceae
Gene: GID1b-1
Product: gibberellin receptor GID1b-1
Biological process (GO): floral organ morphogenesis; positive regulation of gibberellic acid mediated signaling pathway; raffinose family oligosaccharide biosynthetic process
Cellular component (GO): cytoplasm; nucleus
Molecular function (GO): hydrolase activity; gibberellin binding
Source: RefSeq, marked validated